AUGGCGAGCCAAAGCGAAGGGAUUCAGAAACUUUUGGAAGCAGAAAAAGCUGCUCAAAAGGAGGUUGACGCUGCUAGAAAAGAAAAAGCAAGAAAAUUGAAGCAAGCAAAAGAAGAAGCCAAGGACGAAAUCAAAAAAUUCCAGGCCGACCGAGAUGCUGAAUUCAAGAAAAUCGAAGCUUCAAUUAUGGGCGGCUCGGACAAACUUCAGAGCUUGAUCAACGCGAAAACGAAAAAGGAAAUCGAAGAGAUGAACAAACGAGUUGCUGCGCAGCAGAAAGAGGUGAUUGCUGAUUUGGUCGCGAGCGUCCGAAACAUUCAUCCAGAACUCCCAGUCAAUUUCAAACCUGCCAUCGUUGCUUAA
Messenger RNA from Oikopleura dioica, 363 nucleotides. The record is from the annotation of a GenBank genome assembly. NCBI's taxonomy places the organism in Eukaryota, Metazoa, Chordata, Appendicularia, Copelata, Oikopleuridae.